Molecule: messenger RNA, 1155 nt
Organism: Plasmopara halstedii
Lineage: Eukaryota; Oomycota; Peronosporomycetes; Peronosporales; Peronosporaceae
Exons: 9
Coding region: 1-1155 (384 amino acids)
Molecular function (GO): zinc ion binding
Source: RefSeq, a predicted model, not a curated record
AUGAGUCUCUUGCAGCUAGUGUUACUGGUGCUGCAAAUAUGCUUUACAUCCGCACUCGUGAUCGAGAGCCCAGAAUGCCGACUAGUGACGCAUGUCUCCGGCGAAUUCACAAACCUCACGUUGCUAAAAACCGGCAGUCUGCACAACUUGGACAUCGUGCCCGUGUCUCCGUUUACGGCGUGCGAGCCAUUGCAUGGUGACCUGACGGGUAAAGUAGCGCUUGUACUACGUGGCGAGUGCAACUUUGUACAGAAAGUGUGGAAUGCACAACGCGCUCACGCGGCUGCUGUAAUUGUAAUGGAUAGCGAACUGCGUCACGAGCCACCGUACCACAUUAUUAUGAUGAAAGAUAGCAAGGCCAACAGUAUCCACAUCCCGUCGGUCUUUAUUUCUUACACAUCUGGCGAGUGGCUGCUUCUCGCCAUAAGUCGCGCUGCGCCGUGGGAUCCACCACAGAUAACGCUGAAUGCUUAUGGUGAAUUGCCGCAAGCAUCGACGUCGAACCGCUUACUUAAACGCGUAAUUGCGUACAUUUGCGCAUUUUCUAGUGGAUUAAGUCUACUGUCGUCGGCAAUAUUCCAAUGGGUUAGCAAGUCCCGACGAACGCGGGCGGCGAAAAAGUUGCCAGUAGCCAAAUAUGAACGCAAUAUGCAGCGGACACUUUUGGAACAUUUGCUGAAAGAUGAAUAUGUGCUGGAUCGCAUUUUUCUCAACUGCACAACUUCAGAAGACGGAGGUUCUGAUGCUAAAAUUUGUCUUGAAAACGAUAAAGGGAUAGAAAUGCAGAAAGAAGAUCGCGUCAAUAGCGAAACAACUUAUCGAGGUUCAGCUGACUCGGAUACAGAGACUUGCCCCAUUUGUCUGGAUGACUUUGAAGAUGGCACAGACGUGAAGGUUCUUCCGUGUCAGCACUUUUUCCACAUAAAUUGUAUCAAUCCAUGGCUAGAAGGUCGAAGUGGACGCUGUCCACUGUGCAAACAAGAUGCUAUUGCUUCAGUGGUUGGUGCGUCCAAACAAAUCUUUGGUGUUUCAUUACCACGAGUUGACCAAAUUCUUCAACAUGAGCAGUGGUUUCACACGUGCCUUCUAAUACUGCCUGCAUCUUUAGCUAGCUGCUUGGUUGUCAAUGCCAUCAUCGGCAUCAUGUGGCCCUAA